AUGAAUUCCCUAGAUACUUAUACUCUCUCCGAAAAAACCAAAAAAAACUUACAAGCCAUUGGUUACAGUAAAUUAACUAAUAUUCAAGAAAAAGUAAUUCCCUUAAUCUUGGAAGGAAAAGAUAUUAUUGCCGAAUCCCAAACUGGAACCGGAAAAACGGCAGCUUUUCUUAUUCCUAUUUUAGAAAAAUUAGCAGUUAUUGCUAAACCCCAGGUGCUGGUUUUAGUUCCCACCCGUGAAUUAGCCUUACAGGUAAGCGAGGAUGCUCGCAAAUUAUCCCCCCAUAGUAAUUUACGAACUUUAACAGUUUAUGGACAAGAUUCCAUUCGCGAACAAUCCAAAUCAUUUCGGCGGGGCGUAGAUGUAAUAAUUGGCACCCCGGGACGGGUUAUUGACCACAUUUUUGACCAAAAGACUUUUGCUUUGGAUUAUCUAAAAUUUGUGGUGCUGGAUGAAGCCGAUGAAAUGAUUAAUAAAGGCUUUUUGCCCUCUAUAACUAAAAUAAUAAAAAAAACUCCAAGCAGUCGGCAAACUUUACUUUUUUCUGCUACCAUUACUCCCCAAGUAGCCAAAUUUGCCCAAAUUUACUUGAAAAAUCCCGCCCAAGUCAAAGGAGAAACGGGAAACUUAGCGGAAAUCAAUAUUAAACAUUAUUAUUUGGAAUGCCCGGCUCGGCAAAAAACUUUCUUUUUGCUUGAUUUUCUUCGCCUCCAUAGUUCGGAAUUAGUGAUUAUCUUUGCUAACACUAAAAGAAAAGUGGAAGAAGUAGAAAAAAGUCUAAGCCGGGAAAGUUUAAAGUUUGAUUAUAUUCACGGCGAUUUGACCCAAACCCGUCGAACUAAGGUUUUUAACAAAUUUAGAACCAAACAAAUCAAUAUCCUAAUUGCGACCGAUGUGGCCGCUCGGGGGCUACAUGUUAACGAUAUUUCUUAUGUGGUUAACUAUGAUUUUCCCCAAUCCAAUGAAUUUUAUAUUCACCGAAUUGGACGUACGGGACGUGCCGGAGCGAGUGGUAAGGCUAUAACCUUUAUUACUUCCCCCCGGGAAAAAAAACAAUUAAUGUUUAUCGCUCGGCAAAAGAAAUAUCAACUUGAACCCUUUACUUUGCCUAACAAGGAGCAAAUUAAUCAAAUUUUAGAAGAUAAAUUAUUAGCCAAAAUUACGAAAAUUAUGGAGGAUAAACCAAAUAAAUUUAAUAAUGAACCAAAAAAAAUCCAAGAAUUAAGCGAAAAAUAUGGUGCCGAAAAGCUAGUUACUACUUUAUUUAACUUGCUGCAAAAAUCAGCCCUAGAUAAAAGUUCUGUGCCUAAGGGAACUAUUGACUUGAUAAUUACUUCUCCUCCCUAUAAUGUAGGAAUUGAAUAUGGUUCUAACAAAGAUAAUCUAACUUAUGAAAAAUAUUUAAAGUUUUCCAAAACUUGGUUGAAAAAUUGCUACCUUUGGAUUAAACCGACCGGAAGAUUAUGUCUAAAUGUUCCUUUGGAUAAAAAUAAAAACGGAAAAAAUAGCGUUUGUGCUGACAUUACAACAAUCGCUAAAAAAAUUGGCAGUUGGUUAUCAGCUUCGGCACCUUUUAUCAUUUCUCCGGUGGAAGUGAUCAUCAUUUUUUAUAAAGAAAAUUGGAAAAGGAACGAAAAAGGAAUAUCCGAUAUUAAUAAAAAAGAGUGUGUUAAAUUAUUUUCUUUUGUUGGUGAUACUAUCCUUGAUCCAUUUACGGGCAGCGGAACUACAUUAAUUGAAGCCAUUAACCAUCGACGCUACGCCUUAGGACUAGAGAUUGACCAAGAAUAUAUAAAAAGAAGUUUAAAAAGGAUAAAGAAAGAAUGCUAUUUAAACGUUGCUGAUACUGAUAAUAAAAAUUCUGGAAAAAAUAUUAAUUCUCCUUCUGAAUUUAUAAAGUUAUCGUGGGAAAAAGUAUUAAACAAUGACUUGUUAACUAGGAAUGAUAAUGGAGCAUUGUUCGAAUAUUUAAUAGCGGUAUGUCUGUCGGUUAAAAAGAUACUGCCAUUUUACCUGCAAGCCAAGGUAAGUUUUGUCCCUAAUGCCACUUAUGACAUCGUUUUGUAUAGUUCGGAAGGGUAUCCAAUAACUUUAAGCAUUAAAACUUCUCUUCGUGAAAGGUAUAAACAAGCUGAUUUAGAAGGGUUAGCGUUAAAAAAUGUUCAUCGCCGAGCCAAAAAUUACUUGAUUACUUUGAGUGCUAAAGAAUACGAAGGAGUUAGGAAAAAAAUUCAAGAGGGGGAUGUAGCAGGCCUAGACAAAAUUAUACUUGCUGAUAGUGAAGAGUUCGAUUCACCUAAAUAUUUACCAGGAGCGGUAGAAGAAGCUGGGCUCCGCAGAAUAGUUAUCGCCCCCCCCCUAGAAAAUUUAAAAAUACCGGAGUUUAAGCAAAUUUUAGCCCAAAAUAAACUGGAAAGUAGGCAAGUUAUCAUUCACGGUCCUUACUUAAUUAAUCUGGCUAAUGCUAGCAAUCCCCAAGUUUUUUUUUGGUCUGUGGAAUUUUUAAAAAAAGAAUUGAUACGGGCGGAAAAAAUUGGUGCUAAAAUUUUUGUGCUCCACCCGGGAAGUGCUUUAAAAUCUCCACUUCCCGCCGCCUUAGACCAAGUGGUUAAAGGCCUUGAUUUAGCCCUCCAAACUAAUUCUCAAAUCCGAGUUGCCUUAGAAACCAUGAGCGGAAGAGGAAGUGAAGUGGGUACCGCCGGCUACGACCUUAAAAAUAAUUUAGAGCAAAUAAUUAGUGAUUUUGAGGAAAAAAUUGGUUUAGAAAAACUGUGGGUUAUUCAUGUCAACGAUUCUCUUUUUGAAUUAGGGAGUAAACAAGACCGCCACCAAAAUCUAGGCUAUGGAAAAAUUGGUUGA
This is a messenger RNA of Funneliformis geosporum, 2859 nucleotides long. Lineage: Eukaryota; Fungi; Glomeromycota; Glomeromycetes; Glomerales; Glomeraceae. The record is from the annotation of a GenBank genome assembly.